Messenger RNA from Panicum virgatum (switchgrass), 1852 nucleotides. RefSeq names its product tyrosine--tRNA ligase 1, cytoplasmic-like. The transcript is spliced from 11 exons. Gene Ontology annotation, molecular function: tyrosine-tRNA ligase activity; ATP binding. Bases 440 to 1537 code for a protein of 365 amino acids. Gene Ontology annotation, biological process: tRNA aminoacylation for protein translation. The record is from RefSeq and is a predicted model, not a curated record. NCBI's taxonomy places the organism in Eukaryota, Viridiplantae, Streptophyta, Magnoliopsida, Poales, Poaceae.
AUCCCCAACCCUCCUCACACAUCAGUCACGGGAUCCCCUGCUCUGCUCGACUGCUCCAUGCUGCCCGCCCUCCAAUCCGCGCCGCCGCUGCCAAACUGCGCCGCCCGCGUGCUCUGGCUCCGGCAGACGGCAGUCCGGCCCUCCUCUCCGGCUCUCCGCUAGGCCUAGGCGCUAGCCUGCUGCGGACCUGCGCCCCGCAGGGCUGCCUGCCUACAGCCGCGGAGCCGCCCCGCGCCGCGCUUCCGCCCCCUCGGCCGCGGCCAGGCGGCCAGACCGCCAGGCGCCAGGCGCCAGACGGCCAGAGGCGCCCCGAUCCGUGCAGCCGGGCAGCCGGCGAGCCCCUGAGCGAGCAGCCCCGACCCGGCGACCCCUGAAGCGGCAAGGCCUGAGCCACCGACCACUGCGGUACUGAUUUGUUCUUCAAAUUGACAGGGAUACAAUGGAGAUAAGAUCUGAUGAGAGAUUUGCAGUUCUGAGGAGCAUUGGGGAGGAGUGCAUUUAUGAGGAUGGGCUAUGCCUAUUGCUAAAGAAGAAGCGUGAUCCCAUCUGUUAUGUUUGGUUUGAGCCAUCCCCUGUGAUGGACAUAGAGCAGGGUAUAUUGAAGACAAUAUAUGUCAACAAAAUGGUGACAGCUGGUUGUGUGGUUAAAAUACUGAUGGCAGAUUGGUUUCUGCAGCGGCACCCUAAGAUCGGUAGUAACCUAAAUAAAAUACGGACCAUUGGCUCCUACAAUAUCGCCAUGUGGAAAGCAGCUGGCAUGUACGUUGACAAAGUAGAUAUUAAAUGGUUGUCAGAUGAACUGAAUCAUCACGCACUUGAUUACUGGCCACUUGCAAUGGAUGUCUCAAGAAAAUACACCGUGAAAAGAAUGGCAAGUUAUUCGUCUUAUAUGCCCCCCUAUGGGCCUGGAAGGCUGCCUGCUGCAGAGAUAAUUCACCCUUGUAUGCAAGUUGCUGCUAUACUAUGCCAGAAGGCAGAUGUAUGGCUAUUCAGCAAGGAUCAGCGAGAAAUCAUCAUGCUAGCUAAAGAUUACUGUGAUGAUAUAUACAAGGGGAAUAAACCAACUAUUUUGCUGCACCGUGUGCUACCUAAUUUACUAGAAGAUCCUGACUUCGAGGACAAGAGAGAUCCAGGACGGACUAUCUUCAUGUUAGAUGAGGAGGAUGAUGUAAAUGAAAAGAUAAAUAGUGCUUUCUGUCCUCCGAGAAUAGCACUAUACAACCCAUGUUUGGAGUACAUAAAGUCUCUUGUGUUCCCAUGGUUUGGAAAAUUGGAGGUUGUUCGGAAGGAAGGGAAUAACAAGAUAUUUUCAAGCAUGGAGGAACUUAUUGUUGGUUACAAAAGUGGAGAUCUUGAUUCUGUUGAUGUUAAGUUGGCUCUCCAGAAAGCAAUAAACGACAUAUUAGAGCUUGUCGGUGAGUUUUUCCGUAGCAACGUUGAAGCUCAAGCUCUAAUUACUGCCCGCAAGCUGCAGGAUCAAAUUACUGCAGACAUGCAGAAAAUUAUGAUGCAGAACAAAGAGUUGGCAUAUCUUUGAUACUACUGCUGGAGGAGGAUGAGUAGUAUAUUGCCAGACGCAAUAAAUAUAGAUCAAUUAGACUAGAGCAUAUUGAAUGAACUACGGGGUAUUUUACUGUCCCGAAAAUAUGAUAUAUAGUUUUAAAUAUGUAAGUUAUUUGAUAUUAUUAUGCUAAAUAAACUCACUUGAGACGAGUCAGUUAAGAGAGACUUGACUGGAAUAUCUCUAAGGAUUUAGGUGAGGAUAGAAGCGUUUGAAGGCUAGCAAUUACUGUGUCAGAACCGUGAUUUUGUUUCUUCUGCUGUUUGCUUCUAACCUUUUCUUUUGUUUUGA